Messenger RNA from Rangifer tarandus platyrhynchus (Svalbard reindeer), 615 nucleotides. The record is from the annotation of a GenBank genome assembly. NCBI's taxonomy places the organism in Eukaryota, Metazoa, Chordata, Mammalia, Artiodactyla, Cervidae.
AUGGAAAAGGCAGGCAGGGAGGGUGUUUGCUGCCUGGUCCUGGCCGCCCUGAGCCUGUGGCCCGAUAGAGCUGCUGCCCCGGGGCCGCCGCCCGCCCCGCCGCGGGCCUCCCCGGACCCUCGCGCUGAGCUGGACAGCGCCGUGCUCCUGACCCGCUCCCUCCUGGCGGACACUCGGCAGCUGGCCGCACAGCUGAGAGACAAAUUCCCAGCUGACGGAGACCACAACCUGGAUUCGCUCCCCACCUUGGCCAUGAGUGCGGGGGCGCUGGGAGCCCUGCAGCUCCCGGGAGUUUUGACACGGCUGCGGGCAGACCUGUUCUCCUACCUGAGGCAUGUGCAGUGGCUGCGACGUUCAGGAGGCCCUUCCCUGCGGACCCUGGAGCCCGAGCUGGGCACCCUGCAGGCCCGGCUGGACCGGCUGCUGCGCCGGCUGCAGCUCCUGAUGUCCCGCCUGGCCCUGCCCCAGGUGCCCCCAGACCCCCCGGCGCCCCCCCUGGCACCCCCUGCCUCAGCCUGGGGGGGCAUCCGGGCGGCCCAUGCCAUCCUGGGGGGGCUGCAGCUGACGCUUGACUGGGCCGUGCGGGGCCUGCUGCUGCUGAAGACUCGGCUGUGA